CUCCCUGCAUCGUGCAUGAAUAGAAACGGGAGCUGAAGAUAAAAUUUGUGAUUUAAUACAAUUCUUUCCAAAUUAAUUAAUAUAAAUUAUACUAAAAAAAAAAUUUUCUAAUUGAUGCUUAUAAAAUAAUACCAAUUGCAUGAAAUAAAUUUCCUUAAAAAUUGUAAUACCCUAUUAUGAUCGGUAAUAGCAGAUUAGCCGCCGUGCAGUAGGUAAUAUUAAAGUAUUUGAUGAUCUCUUUUGUAGAUUCAUGCAGCCGUCUAGACCAUUAGAACAAAAAAAAAAAUAAGCUUUGGAUUGGAUAUUCCCGGAUGUGUAUGGUUAAAUCACACAGUAGAAAAUAAAAAUUAAAUUGUAAUUUAAUCAAUUUAAUCGCUUUAUUUUAGUGGAGUGAAAAUAUAUACAGCGUCAGAAUUUCAUCAGAAACUAUGGUUUUCAAAUGCUGAAAUAAUUAUGGAUGUAGAUUAUCAAGGAAAUUAUGAAGACACAUAUUGGGAUAAAGUUUUAUAUUUAGUAAAACUUUUAAAUCUUGAAUUUACCUUAAUACAAUGUUCCAUAUCAAAUGUAGGUAUUUGUAAUGAUUUAUUGAAAAUCGAUGCAAAAAAAAUUAAGGCAAAAAACGAGACAAAAAAGUUAAUGAUGCUUGAGAGAGAAAAAGAAUUAUACAGCAAAAUAUGUGCUGCUAGUGGUAUCAAAGACGAAGCAAGUGGCAAAAUCACUAGGCUGACGAAGAACGACGAAUUUUCUAGUAGCUUGGCAACAUUACUAACAAGAGACAAAGAAAUGGUGGCGAAUCAAAAAUUACCUAAAAAAAUACCUGAAACUGCUCCCAUAUCAUUGGAAGUGGCAGCCUUUAUCAAGCGAAGUAAUGACAAUAUGGAUAAAAUUAAUAUUUACGAUUUAUCAAUAACUUGUUUCGAAUAUUAUAAAAAUCAAAGAGAGCAAUACAAAGAUCUUGAAAAUCCUGCAACUCCGUAUGCAUUUAUUGGAGCCUACUAUGACCGAGUAGUCCAUAAUUUCCUGGGAAGAUGUUAUCAAAAAUUUAUUACUGAUCAUAAAGAGUAUGAAAAUUUCAGGGAAGCAUGUUUGAAUAGUAAUAAUAAGAAGGAUUCUCUAAGACGUGUAUACGGCAAAAGUAUACAGCUGGAAAGUGCAGACCUUAAACAAACUGUAAAAUUACAUGCAGAAAUGAACAUAAUGACCAACGAACUAAUAAAUAAGGAAGAUAAAAGUAGAGCAUUUAUAGCUGUAUCCAAAAAGUGAUGUUAUUUAUACGAAUUGUAUACCAGGUUUGCACGAACCAAGGGAUAUGUUAUUGAUACUUUUGGAACACAGAAAAUUAUAUCUUUAUGGAAAUUUCCAGACGCAAAUAAUGCUAUUUUCUAUGAUGAAUCUCUAUCAUAUAUGAUAAAAAAUCUCAAUCGGAAGGGAUAAAACGAAUAAUUAUACUGAAGGAAUGGCGUCAUCUCAUAAUCUGAUAGUGAAGCAGGAAGUAUGGAUUCUAGUAGUCAUACUGUUAACCAAAUACUU
Molecule: messenger RNA, 1530 nt
Organism: Rhizophagus irregularis DAOM 181602=DAOM 197198
Lineage: Eukaryota; Fungi; Glomeromycota; Glomeromycetes; Glomerales; Glomeraceae
Source: RefSeq, a predicted model, not a curated record